Molecule: messenger RNA, 1559 nt
Organism: Bufo gargarizans (Asiatic toad)
Lineage: Eukaryota; Metazoa; Chordata; Amphibia; Anura; Bufonidae
Gene: RSRP1
Product: arginine and serine rich protein 1
Exons: 5
Coding region: 132-908 (258 amino acids)
Source: RefSeq, a predicted model, not a curated record
GCUCUGGAAAAUUCCUGUCAGAUUCAGAAUCGAAGAGAGAGCAGUUCAGUGUGAGGCAUACAUAUCAGCGCUAGGCGUCUGCUUUCUCUUUGUUUUCGUAGUGCGACAUAUAAAGUCUCUGAUUCUCUGUCAUGACUCGGACUGUCGUGAUGGAAGUCUCCGAGGCUGGAAAUGACUCCUUGGGAAACAAGGUUUAUGCUAGUGUCAGAAAUGGAGAUGAUGAUAACAUCAAUAGUGACAAAGCAUUUAAUGAGCAGACCUCAAGUGAAGUGUAUGAGAAUGAGGCAAACAAGAGAACAAAAGAUAUGACAAAUAUUAUGGAUGAUUUAAGCUUAAAUUCGCCUAAAGAGUGCCCAUCUCGAUCCAGGUCUAAAACACGCUCCCUAAAACGCAAGUCUUUAAGCCCCUCUAGCAGCUCGAGCUCUUGUUCCAGCUCCUCAAGAUCCUCCCGUUCAGGAAGCUGGAGCAGGUCUUCCUCACAGGAACGAAGGUACUACAGGAAAAGAACUAGAAGAAGCUCGAGGUCUUAUUCUCGUGGCCGAUCUAGGUCUUACUCCAGAAGCUACUCAAGAAGUCGCUCAAGAUCCUACAGCCCAAGGCAAAGGAGAAGAUAUUCUUCUGCUUACAGAAGAUAUUAUAGGUCUCCACCUAGGUAUAGGUCACGUAGCCGUUCUCGUUCAUAUCACAAGCGUUAUACAAGAAAGUAUUAUGGCUUCAUACGACGUCCUUGCUCUCCUACUUUCCGAUCACACAGAAGUCGAUCAAUGACUCGUUCCCGCAGUAGAACGCCUUUGCGCUUAAGUGAAGAGGAAAAGUUAAAGUUAUUAGAAAUAGCAAAAAUGAAUGCUACAAGAGCCUUGGGGAAGGAGGUUGAACUGCCAGAAAGCCUGAAGAUCAUUGAGAUUUAAGAAUAUGGAUGAAGAGGCCUGCGUCACUUUGGAGAUAAGUUAAUUGUGCUGCUCAGAUGGAAACUAACUCUUGUUAUGACUUCACUUGAUGAAAGCUAUGCAGAUGAUGGUUGUGUACAGAAAAUACUUGUACAAUUAGCCUAAUGGAAAUAAACUCUUUAAUUUCAGUUAGCGAUGGGGAGGGUAAUCAGCAGUACUCUCCUAUAAGCUGUGUACUCUGGAGAGGACAGAACAUGCUAAUGAGGUAGCUAGGUUUAAUAGAGCCUACACUUUACUAUGGGAUUUUAGUUUCAAGAUGGCAUAGUUUAAAAGGGUUUUUCAGGAGCUUUAAACUGAUGGCCUCUCCUCAGGAUAGGUUAUCUAUCUGACUUAGUAGGGUCUGGCACACUUUCCGAAAACAUGUUUUGAAAAGGCCAUCUUCCUUGGCCAGUGAUGUCGCGUGACCUAGGCGCAGCUUGGUCGUAUUCAAAUGAGUGGGCCUGGAUUGCCAUAUAAAGCUCACCUGCUGUAAAAUGAAUGGCAAUGUACUUGGUCUGCUAUGAAGAAGCUGUGGCAGCAGUGUUGGAACACCACUGGUUAGAUAUUGAUGACCUAUCCCGAGAAUAGAUCAUCAUGUUUCAUUACCAAAUAAGCGAAGACCUAAUUGGGGUA